CCAAAUCCAAAAUUAAGCAAUAAAAAAAAUUGAAAAAGGUACGUUAUGUCUUUUUCAAAAAAAUUUAAAGAAAACCAAAAACCCAAACCAAACGCUCUCUCGUACGUUCAUUGCACUCGCUUUCCAUUUUCCAUUUUCCAUUUUCCAACGCAACAAAAACAUUUCUUGCUUCCUUUUUUUUUUUUUUUUCUUUGAGGAGGACAAAAGUAAAAAUCUCGGGCUGUUCGAGAUUUCGAAAUCGGUCGAUUUCUUCAACGGAUCUGCUUCGAUUUUUAUUUUAAUUCUCUGUCUGGUUUAUGAUCUUUAAUUUUUAUUUUUUUUAAUCGGAAAAACUUGAAUAUCUUUUUUCCGAGCUAUGAAAUGUGUAGACUUAGUUGGAUCUUCAAGAUCUUGAUCUAAUCUCCUAUUAGAUUCCUCAGGAGUGAGUCCCAUGUUAUCAGAAAGAUAGAUUUCAGAGAAGUCAGCUUGAACAUUCAGCUAAAAGGGCAGAUGAGGGAAAACGGUACAGCUAAUGGCUUGAAUGGAUCUCACGAUGUAGAUAUUGAACAAAUGGAAAGCUUUGAAGGCCUGAUUAGUGGUGAUUGGCUGUCUUCAUUGGUGGAAUGGUUAAAUGGCAUGAUUCCUGAUUUAAGAUUGCCAUUAGAUGCAACAGAAGAGGAGCUGAGAGGGUGUUUGAUUGAUGGAAUUAUUUUUUGUACCAUUUUGAACAAGCUGCGUCCUGGUUCUGUUGAAAUGGAUGUUGGUCCCCAAUGUGGCCCUGUAAAUGUCAAGAGGUUUCUGAUUGCUAUGGAUGAAAUGGGGUUGCCCAGCUUUGAAUUGUCUGACAUAGAGCAGGGCCACAUGAUGCCAGUUUUAGGGUGCCUUAAGACACUUAGGGCAUGUUUCAAUUCUAAUGAUGAGGCCAAUAGUGUCCAAAAUCCUUCCAGGAAGAGAUGGAAUCUUUCUGGUGAAUUUGAAAGCAUCCAAUUGAAGCAAGGUUGUUAUGCUGAUCUUUCUGAUGCAACAAUUUUGGAAUUAUUGAAAUCAAGCAGUUUAGAUAAUGCCUCUACUCAAUCACUAUUCAGUAUACUGUACAGGAUUAUGGAUGAAAGUAUUGAAAGAAAGAAGGGAGAUGUACCUCAUCGUGUAGCAUGUCUGUUGAGAAAGAUCAUACAAGAGAUAGAAUGGCGAGUUUCAACUCGGGCAGAAAACUUAAAAAAUCAAAACAACCUUUACAGGGCUCGGGAGGAAAAGUAUCAAUCAAGGAUAAGGGCACUUGAGACCCUAGCAAAGGGAACCAUGGAGGAAAAUAAGGUAGUUAUAAAUCAACUACAGCAUAUAAAGAUUGAAAAGAGCAAACUGGAGGAGAAAGGUAAAGCAGAAGAGCAGGAUUUGCUUCAGCUUAAGAAGGAGAGGAUUCAGAAUGACUUUGAGAUUUCUAGACUAAGAGAGGAACUAGAGAGCAGCAAAAAGAUGCAUGAAAGGCAUUGUCUACAGUUGGAAGCCCAGGCUGAGGAUACUAAAGUGAUGUUAGAAAAGAAGUUAAAUGAACUUGAGUAUCUUUUAAGCAAUUCUAGGAAAAAAGUGGAUGAGCUUCAGUCAUUUUCUGAAUCUAAACAAAAGAGAUGGAAAAAUAAAGAGCACAGUUAUCAGAGCUUCAUUGAUCAACAGUUCGCGGCUUUAAAGGAAUUAAGGGAUGCUUCUAAGUCUAUCAAACGUGAAGCCCUAAAGACUAAAAGGAGCUACUCAGAGGAACUUAGUUACUUAGGAAUAAAGCUUAAAGGACUAAUAGAUGCUGCAGAAAAUUAUCAUUCUGUUCUUGCUGAAAACCGAAGAUUGUACAAUGAGGUUCAGGAUUUGAAAGGAAAUAUUAGAGUCUAUUGUAGGAUAAGGCCAUUCCUUCCAGAGCAAAGUAAGAAACAAACAACAAUAGAAUAUAUUGGUGAGAAUGGUGAAUUGGUUGUUUUGAAUCCCUCAAAGAAAGGGAAGGACACUCAUAGGCUCUUCAAGUUUAACAAGGUUUUCAGUCCAGCAGCUACCCAAGAGGAGGUAUUUUUAGACACCCAACCAUUGAUUCGAUCUGUUCUUGACGGUUACAAUGUUUGCAUAUUUGCUUAUGGUCAAACUGGCUCAGGAAAAACUUAUACAAUGAGUGGACCUAAUGUGUCUUCUAAAGAAGAUUGGGGAGUCAAUUACCGAGCACUCAAUGAUCUUUUCCAAAUCUCUCAAAGCAGGAAGAGCUCCAUUAUAUAUGAAGUUGGUGUUCAAAUGGUUGAGAUAUAUAAUGAACAAGUUCGUGAUCUCCUUGUAGGGGACAGUUCUCAGAGAAGACUUGGGAUUUGGAGCACCACCCAACCAAAUGGGUUAGCUGUCCCUGAAGCAAGUAUGCAUUGUGUAAAAUCAACCACAGAUGUUCUGGAGUUGAUGAAUAUUGGGUUAAUGAAUAGGGCUGUAGGUGCUACAGCCCUAAAUGAGAGGAGUAGUAGAUCACAUAGUAUUCUCACCGUUCAUGUUCGUGGCACGGACUUAAAAACUAAUGCUGUCUUGCGUGGUAGUUUACAUUUGGUGGAUCUCGCUGGCAGUGAAAGGGUAGGUCGUUCUGAAGCAACUGGAGAUAGGCUUAAGGAGGCACAACAUAUAAACAAAUCGCUGUCAGCUCUUGGAGAUGUAAUCUUUGCUCUGGCACAAAAGAAUGCUCAUGUCCCGUAUAGAAAUAGCAAACUAACUCAAGUUCUCCAGAGUUCUUUGGGUGGCCAGGCAAAAACCCUUAUGUUUGUGCAGCUUAAUCCUGAUGUAGAUUCAUACUCUGAAACUGUAAGUACUUUGAAGUUUGCCGAGAGGGUUUCCGGUGUUGAGUUAGGUGCUGCAAGGACCAACAGAGAGGGGAGAGAUAUCAGAGAACUUAUGGAACAGGUUGCAUUCCUCAAAGAAACCAUCACAAAGAAAGAUCAGGAGAUUGAGCAUUUGCAGUUACUUAAGGGUAAUGGCAAUAGUACUAAGCAUGGUAUGAGCUCACUGAGGUAUGGAUCUUCCUCUCCUAGGGGACACUCCAGUGGGAAUCCUCGACAAAGUCAGGGUUUUUCAAGACGGCAAAGCUUGGGAAAUUUUGAGAAAGUAGCUUUUGAUGUGGACAAUUGCUUGGUUAACAGCGAUAAGAAUUCUGAAACUGGCUCUCAUUGGUCAAUGGAUGACUCAAAGCAUCACAUUGAAUCUUCUGUGCAGACAAACCUUGCAGGAAGAGAUUUGGUUCAGAAUAUUGCUGAUGAUAUUGAACUCUUGGGCUUUGGAGAUGCUGAUUCAGAGGAGAGAUUAAGUGAUAUAUCUGAUGGUGAUCUAUCAAUGGGUGGUACAGAAACUGAUGGCUCAAUCUGUAGUGCUGUAGAAUUCACUCUUUUCCCUGAAGUUUCAAAACCUUCUGAUAAACCAGAGAAGGUUGAGAAAUCUGACAAAGCUGAAAAAUCUGAUAAUAUUGGGAAGUCCAUCGUCCCUUCUAAGCUUCCAAAGCUGUCUCAAAAGGUUGUGCAAACGAAAUCUGCUCGAUUGUCAAUGCCAAGGAGCUCCUCAAAGGUUUCAUCAAGUGCUAGGAAAGUUACUGCUGCCACCGCUGGCAGUUCUUCAACUAAGCCUCUGAAAAGACGGCAGUGAUUUGAAUUUAUAUCUUGGAUGGUAGAAGAAAUGUGACUCAGCUUAGUCUGUAAUUAUAUUGACAGCUUUACUAUGUUUAUUGCCGUAGGUUGUUCCUCACUUCCAUGGUAAUAGUAGAGAACUCCUCACUUGUAACAUACAUGGCUCAAGGGUCAUAUCAGCCCCUUCACUCUGGUUCUCAUCACAUUGCCCAGCUAAAAUGGAGGGUAUGGAGUGGGCGGAGAGCGAAAGGGGAGGGGAAGAACAACCCAAUUGACUGAUUAUUAAAACGAAAAGAAAAACCAGAAAGUUAUUUAGCUAUUUGUUUAACGUUUACAAAAAUUAAAAAUGAUGAAAUGAUGUUGCAUUUGUAAGUUUUCAAUUUAAUUUUAAAAAUUGAAGAAUUAUCCAUGCAUUUUAUGCUAAUACCAUAUUAUUUGGGAAGAAGAGGCCACCCAUUUCAUUGCAUUUGAAGAGUUUUUUGGUUUUAACCAUAUUCCUCUGCUGUGUAAGGACUUAUUUUCUUCAUUCCACUGCAAUUGCGGUUUUGAAAUCUAUGGUAUGAAAACAAGCACACUAAAAAUAUCAGAAAGGAACAGAGGCACAUGCCAUCGAAUGGCGACCAAAUUCAAACUUAUAGUAACAUGUUAAUUGAACAUGAAAUCAAUUGAAGGGAAUCAUCAGAAAGAGGAAGAUGUUCCAACAGCCCCAACUCCAGUUCACCGAAAACCUAAUGUUCCAACAGUAUGAGGAUCAGUUUUAAUGUUUAGUAAAUAGCUGUAAC
Molecule: messenger RNA, 4387 nt
Organism: Durio zibethinus
Lineage: Eukaryota; Viridiplantae; Streptophyta; Magnoliopsida; Malvales; Malvaceae
Product: kinesin-like protein KIN-14J
Biological process (GO): microtubule-based movement
Cellular component (GO): microtubule cytoskeleton
Molecular function (GO): ATP binding; microtubule binding; microtubule motor activity
Source: RefSeq, a predicted model, not a curated record